GACUAGUGAGUGUAAAAAGCCAUUAUUCCCGAUGUAGUGCACUUAUCUAGGGCGGUAGGGAGCAGUGUGGGAUUAAGCCGCUGACUGCUUGAUACGUAUCCACCAAAGGCGUUGAUGGUUGGAAGUUAGGAUUUUGUUGUUGUUGUUGUUGUUGUUUUUACUUGCACUUUGUUUCUUGUCAGUUGGAGUUGUUUUGGUUUUAAAAGCAGGACAGAGGUCUGGCCAAAUUGCCACACUGAGUAAACAUCGAAACGCUUCACUUUUCCAAGCUUUGUGGAGUUCCGGCUUCUUCGACUGCCAUCUGCUUUACUUCCGUUAUUGUCCUCCUGAAUGUUACAUAGUUAUUACAAGUGAUAGGGCAUACACUGAGUUUGAUCAUUACGGAAGUGAGAACGCACUGUAAGAUUUGUUAAUUGUGUAAGUAGUCUAGGCAGUAAAAUGGCGAAGUUUGUGGUCAUUAUGGUGUUUAUUUUGUCCACACUGACUCGAGAGAGUGUGUGUACUGUGUCAGAAACAGCCUCGAGUAUGUGGCAAAGUGCACAGUCCGCCGUUAAGAGCCUGGGUGAUGAUGCUCACUCCUAUCUAGUCUCCCUUUUAGGUAAACAGUCAGUCGACACACUGCAAAAGACCAUCGGGGAUGCCAUAAAAGUGACAUCGCAGGCCACAGCUAACGCUCUGAAUGUAGUGGCAGCAUACAUCACAGAUUUUCUGGGUGAUGCAGGAAUUGAUGCCAAACUGCCAGUCAAGCGCUUCACCCCUGAAGGUGUUGUCUUCGUGGCUUACUGGGCAUUGCUGGCUGUGCUUGGAUACUGGCUGCUGUCCUUGGCAGUUUGUCUGCUUACGGGUGUUGUUAGAAGAACUUUGUUUCUGCUAAAAGUCGCCUUUGCCAUUGCCACAUUCGGGCUGAUUGUGAGUGAUGGUGGAGCCAGUGCCGAAACCACAGCAAUGAGACUAGCGGCCUUGGUGUUUGCUUGUGUCCUCCUGGGCGUCGGACCUUCGACUUUCAGGGGAGACGCCAAUGCCCGCCUGGAGCAAAAAGUCAAGGUGCUUGAGACACGGAUGAGAGAGAUGGAGAGGAAGAGAAAAGAAGAAUGAGAGCCACUAAAAUUCAAUAAAGGAUUGAGCUACAGUUAACCUGGGCCUGUUAGCCCUAAGGAACAGAGAUUUUGAAUCUGUGUUGGAUGAAUGGAUGUGACCAUGUCAUUGACUCAGUAGUGUAUUAGACUUUUUGAGUUUAUUGACAUGUCGGAGCAGCAAAAACACAAAACCUGUAGAGUUACUCUAGUACUAAUGUUGGAAAACACUGAUUUAUGAGUGGAAGGUGUUUGGGUGGACUGACUUUUUAUUAUUUGGCAAAUAUUUACCCAGCUUCCUGUUACAUUCAGACAAAUGGAUUACUUGGAAUGUGUUGUGGUUUGAAUAUAUUUAUUUAUGUCUUAUUAAUUGUGUACAUUUUCUUAGUUUAAAAUGGACAUUUGUUUUUCCAAAACACUGCAUAAUUAAAAGGGAGAUUGUGGAAUUCGA
Messenger RNA from Ictalurus punctatus (channel catfish), 1524 nucleotides. It is a transcript of the gene tmem109, whose product is annotated as transmembrane protein 109. The record is from RefSeq and is a predicted model, not a curated record. NCBI's taxonomy places the organism in Eukaryota, Metazoa, Chordata, Actinopteri, Siluriformes, Ictaluridae. The transcript has 3 exons. Gene Ontology annotation, biological process: cellular response to gamma radiation; intrinsic apoptotic signaling pathway in response to DNA damage by p53 class mediator. Bases 439 to 1095 code for a protein of 218 amino acids.